This is a messenger RNA of Harmonia axyridis, 1671 nucleotides long. RefSeq lists its product as uncharacterized. Lineage: Eukaryota; Metazoa; Arthropoda; Insecta; Coleoptera; Coccinellidae. The record is from RefSeq and is a predicted model, not a curated record. The transcript has 2 exons. The coding region runs from base 94 to 1221 and encodes 375 amino acids.
UCAUUGUUCACCAAUAUACCGAAGCAUUUAGUUUUGCAAAUCAUAAAAGAGAACUGGUCACAUAUAUCAGCCUACACAGAAUUAAAUAAAACUAUGUUAUGUAGGAUUAUAGAUUUUAUUUUCGAAUCGAGUUACUUUGUGUUUAGUGGACAAAUAUUUUUACAAAUUGAGGGCUCUGCGAUGGGUAACCCAGCGAGUCCUACUUUAGCAAACAUAGUGAUGAAUUACCUUAUUUCUAAAUGCGUUAAAAAACUUUCAUUUGUGAUACCAGUGUUGAAGUUAUACGUAGAUGACACGUUCAUAGCUGUUCCAAAUGACAAAAUUGAUGAAUUUCUCGAGACAUUCAAUGCUUUCCAUCCACGCAUUCAAUUCACUUUAGAAAAGGAAGUAGAUAAUUCAAUAGCAUUUUUAGAUGUCCAGCUUAUCAGAAAAAACGAUGGAACAAUCUUGACCAAUUGGCAUACCAAAGCAACUGCGUCCAACCGAGUUCUCAAUUACUUUUCACACCACCCACAAAUCCACAAAAACAAUACCAUAAAGAACCUAUGUUUUAGAUGUUACAGUCUCAGCAGUAGAGAAUUUUGGCCAGUGAAUGAAUUGAAAAUAAAAAAUAUUCUAAGAAAGAACAAUUACCCCAGAAAGCUAAUAAAUAAAAUUAUGCAUUCCUAUAAACACAAAUUUGUUGAGACCACAAGAAUUAAUACAGAAAGGAGGGAAAAAGAUGGAAUCAUCUAUUAUAAAUUUCCAUACAUUGAAGGUUUAUCAGAAAAAGUUGGUAAUUUGAUAAAAAAUCAAGCAUCUAACAUCAAGCUUGCUUUCUAUCCACUCACAAAACUAGAGAACAUAUACACAAAAUUAAAAGACUCUGUUCCGAAAUUAAUGACAUCUAAUUUGGUUUACCAAAUUCCUUGUAAAGAUUGCAACCUAUCGUAUGUGGGCAUGACUAAACAGUACCUAAAAAAUCGUAUACGUCAACAUAAGUACGAUUGCCAGGGAAAGAAUAUAGACAAAAAUGAGAAAACCGCUCUAGCUGUGCACCACUUCCAAGAAAAUCAUAAUUUGGACUUUGAUGAAGUGAAAAUUUUAGAUAAAGAAUGCAAUUAUCAUAAAAGAUGUAUCAGUGAAAUGAUACACAUUUCCAUACAUGACACAAUGAAUAUUAGAACAGAUACUCAAAAAUUAAGUAUAAUUUACAACAAUUUAUUAAGAGAAAUCAAAUAAAUAUAAUGAAUUCGUGUCGGUAAGAAUAUCAUCAGAACAUGUUUGAAAAUCCAAUGAUAACAUAUUUAUACUCGAAUACAAAACACCAGUAUCAUAUCAGCUAAGCAAAGAGAACAACCGCAUAAGUUUCGUGGCAAAAACCAACUAUUAAAAAUAAGAUUAUUGACGAAAUAGAAAACCUCAACAUAGGUCUAAUGGAAUUCAACAACUCCACCCGCAUCGUAAUACAUAUGACUAAAUUGUCCUGAAGAAGAUCCCAAAUAGGAUCGAAACGUUGACAGUUGAAACUGAGUGUAUUAUUCACCCUAUUAGCAGUCCUGAAGCCAAGAUCCCUAUUUCCUGAGUUGAAUGCAAGGACGAGAUUUGUUGGAUAUGGAAGUUGAUACCGGCUUUUUUCAUAACAUCACCACAGAAUACGGGUAUGAUGUUGUUGGGUUGUUGAAAUCUUGG